AUGCCAAGAGUUUCCUCUUCAAAAUCAAACUCAAAACGGAGAUCUUCACGCCUUGCUACCCAAUCUCAAUCCCAAUCUCAAUCUGAAUUUGACAAUUCGCCAUCAUGGCUUGACCCCCAAUCUCAAUCUCAAUCUCAAUCUCAAUCACAACAGAUCCAGAUCGACAACUCUUUCCUAUCUAUAUCAACAGCUUCCCUACCUCCAAAAUACUCUAUCAAGCUAGCUUUGCCAGUGGAUACCAAGCUAUUCAGUAACGAGGAGAAGGAAUACCGAGUGAAAGGUGAAGAGUUCUUGCAUGAUGGAUGGAGGAGGUUAGAUCAGCCAGAAGGAAAGUUGAUGAGCCUUAGGAGGAAGGCUAAAAGGAUCGUUAGUUUACCAGGACAUCAAGCUUCCCUUUUAGGCAACAAUCAACAAAAGCAGAAGGAAGAUGCGGAGGAUCAGAUAUUUUGGUAUAAUGCAGGAAUGAAAUUCCCUUGCGUAUGUUCAUUGACCAAGUAUAAUCAUUCGUACACCUAUACAACAAAACCACCUCAAUCAACCGAACUUCAGGCUCUAAAUAUAACCGACUGCGAAGGUCCCGUCAUCGCUGAAGAUCCUAAGGACUUACCUGGAUGGUAUGUAGGAACGGAUCCGAUCGAUUUGGAACCUUCAUUAGACCAUAUAAAGGAAUUCAAAAUCACAUGGAACACCGCACAUCCUCCUUUUUCGGCUGAAUAUGCAAGUCAGAUGAGUAAUCCCGAAACGGUCUACGAAGGUUCUCCUACCAAUGUUGAUCUAGAAAAGGAGAAUAAUCGAUUAAGAAAGGGCAAAUUCAAAGCUAUCGAGGUAGAACCUUUAUUGCCUCUGUUCCUAAAUGGCGAAGGUGACAAGAUGAAUCAAACGAGGCAUGAUGUUCUACUUCCCCCAAUUGUAACUGCCAAUCGAGAUAUCGAUGAAGAAAAAAUCUGGGAGGAGGAGCUCAAAAGACGUAAAGCCUAUUGGAGAAAGAUGAUAAGGGAUGACGAUGCCUUUGGGAGGAUGUGGGGUAUUAUACCAUAUCCAUGCACUUACCCUUCACGGUACCUUCCCCCUCCGAUAACACGCAAGAAAAUCAAGAUACCACCGUACAACCUUCCUCGUACCUAUCAUUCCCUAUCACAUCCAUUUCAUCCGAACCUCCCGGAAUACAUACAAUCAGAGGGUAGUAGGAGGGUAUACUGGUUGAUACCAAUCCACGGACCAAUCUAUAUACCCAACUUGAAUCACCCUCUGACGGAAAACAUAUACCCGGGUCAAGUGGUCCCUACCAAAGGUGAACUGGUUGAUCAGAUACCGGAUGCAGCAAAAGAUAAAGACAAAAGUAAAAAGAUAUUUUGGACAUCUUCUUCACUUCUUUCUCUUAUUCAACAAUUCCUUCAUCCGUUAUAUAUGGAUGAUCAACGGCCAUUUGGGGUAUUGGGGUAUACGUUCUCGGGAGCAAAACCGGAUCCAUUUCUGGAAAUACCUUAUCACUCAUCGACCAAUACAGAUGACUUUGAAACGAGGAAAAAACAUAAUGACAAUAAUGUUGGUUUUAUAGAUAAACAUAAGAUGGUGAAACCCGAAUGUGGUGAUCAUCUAAGAAUCUAUUGUAAUCUGAGAUACAGUUUGGAAUUGAGAACAUGGUUACAUAAUGUUAAGAUCCCUAUACCGAAUUCCAACAAUAAUAAUGAUGAAAAGGAAAAAGGAGAAGAAGAAGAGAAAGAGAGUAAGAGUGUGAGGAUAUUUUAUAAAACCAGAUUAACGUUAGUAGGAGAUAAAGGUGAAGUGCUGAUGGUUGCGUAA
This is a messenger RNA of Kwoniella botswanensis, 1803 nucleotides long. RefSeq lists its product as uncharacterized. The coding region runs from base 1 to 1803 and encodes 600 amino acids. The record is from RefSeq and is a predicted model, not a curated record. The transcript has 3 exons. Lineage: Eukaryota; Fungi; Basidiomycota; Tremellomycetes; Tremellales; Cryptococcaceae.